Molecule: messenger RNA, 2874 nt
Organism: Malassezia restricta
Lineage: Eukaryota; Fungi; Basidiomycota; Malasseziomycetes; Malasseziales; Malasseziaceae
Product: regulator of nonsense transcripts 1
Exons: 1
Coding region: 1-2874 (957 amino acids)
Biological process (GO): nuclear-transcribed mRNA catabolic process, nonsense-mediated decay
Cellular component (GO): cytoplasm
Molecular function (GO): RNA helicase activity; RNA binding; ATP hydrolysis activity
Source: RefSeq, a predicted model, not a curated record
AUGACUCAACCAGCAAGAACUGGGGAGCAUGAUCCGGUCAUGGAUGAUCUGGAAAAAGAAAUCGAUGAGAUGUAUGUAAAUGAAGCAAAUGAAUAUGUGGAAGACGACGCAGAGCCAGUCGCCGAACAUGCAUGUGCUUAUUGCGGUUUGGAUGAUGUUGACUGCGUAAUGAAGUGCACGGUGUGUGAUAAAUGGUUUUGCAACGGGUUUGGCAAGACAACAUCCUCCCAUAUUGUCACUCAUUUGGUGCGUGCUCGUCAUAAGUCUGUCAUGCUGCACCCAUCUUCUCCGCUUGGCGACACAGUCCCUGAGUGUUACUCGUGCGGCUCGCGCAAUCCAUUUUUGCUGGGCUUUCUACCUGCAAAAGGAGACGCCGUGGUCAUGCUUCUUUGCCGAUCACCGUGUAAUUUUGCUGCGAACACCAAGGACAUGGGCUGGGAUGCCACGCAGUGGUCUCCGCUCAUCGAAAAUCGUACAUUCCUAUCAUGGCUAGUUAAGAUACCUUCAGUCAAGCAGCAAAAGAAGGCGAGACCUAUCACAGCGCAGCAAAUCCUUUUGCUUGAGGAGCUUUGGAGAGAUAAUGAACGUGCCACAUUAGCUGACGUUGAAAAUCCGGAGCACGAGCAAACACUUCCAGAAACGUUGCAUCAUUAUGAAACAGCGAAACAAUAUGUCUUGAUCCAUCAAAAGCUAAUCUCUGCUGAGGAAGAUUAUGAUAAGCGCCUUAAAGAGAAUCUUACGCAGCGUGAUAUCACUGUAAACUGGGAAACGAGCAACGGGAAGACUUUGGUUUGGAUUCGCUUGCCCCAAUUAGAAAGCGGUGAAAUUCGCUUGGCGAUGGGUGAUGAGUUAAAACUGAUUUAUACCGGAUCAUUGGCGCACAAGUGGGAGUCUCCUAUCACUGUGGCUCGCUUCUCGUCGGUAUCAUCCACCGAGGUGGCAUGCGAAGUGCCGCAUGGAAACAAAGCUCCUUUGCACUGUACAACCAACUUUAAUUUGGAAUUUAUCUGGACGGGAACAACGUACAGUCGCAUGAACCGAGCCUUGAAUCGGUUUUUCAAGUCCAAGUCAUGCAUGGCACCUGUAAUCCGUGAUGUUUUAUUGGGAAAGUCUGUUGAUAUACCUCUAAUCAAUACACAAAAGACGCUCUCUCUCAGCGUCCCGGGGCUUCCUGAAUUGAAUCAUUCGCAGCUAUCUGCUAUUAAGGCUGUUCUUGGAUCGCCCAUCAGUCUUAUUCAAGGACCACCUGGAACAGGUAAGACUGUCACAAGCGCUACAUUAAUAUAUCAUCUUGUGCGUUUGAGAAAGACUAGGAUGUUAGUUUGUGCUCCAUCUAAUGUGGCCGUCGACCAACUUGCGGAAAAAUUACACCGGACAGGACUUCGAGUUCUCCGACUUGUGUCACGUACGCGUGAAGUGAUGGAAAGCUCUGUGAGCUUUUUAAGUUUGCAUGAGCAAGCUUCGUCAGUCGAACCAAACUCACAACUGGGUCAUUUGAUUCAACUCAAGCAUAAAAAUGGCGGAUUGAACUCGUCUGACGAAGCCAAGUACCGAACAUUGUUAGAAAAUCGUGAAUAUGAGCUUCUCAAUGCCGCCGAGGUCAUCUGUACGACAUGCUCAAGCUCUGCCGACAAGCGACUAAAUGCGUUCAAGUUCCCGCUAGUUCUUAUCGAUGAAGCUACGCAAGCCACGGAGCCUGAGUGCUUGAUUCCGAUCGUUCAGGGUUGCCAACAGCUUGUGUUGGUUGGUGACCACCAGCAGCUUGGACCUGUUGUGAUGAACCGGAAAGUGGCGAGAGCAGGGCUCAAUGAGAGUUUGUUUGAACGACUAGUUCUACUUGGGGUCAAGCCACGUCGUCUUGAAGUCCAGUAUCGUAUGCAUCCAUCUCUGUCCGAAUUUCCCAGUAAUAUGUUUUACGAUGGUAUGCUACAAAAUGGUGUGUCUUCGCAUGAACGACUUCGAAAGCAUGUGGCUAUCCCAUGGCCCAUCCCUACGAUGCCCAUGAUGUUUUAUCAGAAUCUAGGCCAAGAAGAAAUUUCCCCCAGCGGUACCUCAUACUUAAAUCGGACGGAAGCCUCUAGUGUUGAAAAAUUGGUAACAGCACUGCUCAAGGCGGGUGUGGCCCCUGAACAGAUUGGUGUCAUCACACCAUAUGAAGGUCAACGGAACUUUGUCAUCAACCACAUGCAGUUCCAUGGCAGUAUGAUGAAAGAUGCUUAUCGUGCUAUUGAGGUGGCAAGUGUCGAUGCUUUCCAGGGUCGUGAGAAGGAUUAUAUCAUUGUUACGUGCGUCAGAAGCAACAACCGGCUAGGCAUUGGCUUCCUGAGUGACUCACGGCGACUUAACGUAGCCCUGACGCGAGCUCGAUUCGGUCUUAUUGUGAUUGGGAACGCACGCGUUCUUUGUAAAGACCCAUUGUGGUAUCACUUCCUCGUACACUUCAAAGACCGCAACUUGCUUGUUGAGGGUGCUCUGUCCAACUUGCGACCUUCUAUGAUUCAGUUUGGCCCACCGCCUGUACCGCGCAAAUCCAAGUCGCGACUUGAGCAAGCCAAGACAAAUGCAGCCAUCGGAACGGAAUCUCUGGCCAUGGAUCCGGUUCGUGCACCAUUUCGCGGCGCUACAGGGACUACUCAAACCCUACGUGAGGGCAUGUGGGAUACGUUAUCACUUGAUGCCAAGACUCUUUCACAGAGCCAGAGUGAUUGGUUGAACCAAGUCCGGCAGGACAAAGACGCUGACCUGGAAAGCCUGGAUGGAUAUCGAAGUCAAGCAUCUAUUGCUGGUUCUGACGAAGACGAAGUGCGUCCUGUAAAGAAUGUUUCCUCUGCUCAGGGCACUAGUAGUGCGCCUUCCAUCACGAAAUUCCUAUAG